AUAAACUGUCCAAGAUGGCGGCAGGAGGAAGUAAAAAGUUUCGAAAACCGAAUCCAAGAGUCUUCUGAAGUUUUCUGGGGACAACCACGAAGAAAGUGCAGUUACCACCUACCUGACACCUGUGUGAUUCAUUAUGGCUGAGGGACAAGGUGCAGGUGGUCACUCAGGUGAAACUGCAGGUCCCCCCCAACCCUGUACCAGCCAGCUGAAGAGGAAGGGGGAGGAUGGAGAAGAGUUUCCUGGGAAGAAGAAACCAGCUGCUUGUAGAGGGUCACCAGUGGGAGGUGUCCAUAACUACUUCUAUUACAUCAAGGAAAAGGUGAGCUCAGACUGGAAGGACCUGGCCUUCCAUCUUGGGUUUGAACAACCCGACAUCGACAACAUCGAAGGGAGAAACCGAGAUGACAAGUCUUGCUGUAUGGACCUGUUGGAGGAAUGGCUGAAGCGUAACGGAGAGAGAGCCACCAUAGAGGUCCUGAUGGAGGCUCUGUCUGAGGCAAACCUGCAGAGUGUUGUGGAUGGUCUCAGGAGGAAACUUCAAGAAGAGCCCUUUCCAGUUCCAGUUCCAGUUGGAGCUGCAGGAACAGAGUCUUCUUCAUUGACAGAUGUAUUCCAGAAGUCUGUGAAGAAGUACUAUGAGUUGAAACUGUCUCAUUUUAAGCCUCUGAUCUGGAAUGAAAAUUUCACACUUACUCUCAGUGAUAUCUUCACCCACUUAGAGUUGGUACCAACAAGUGAAAAACAGCUCAAAACAUCUGAAAACUAUAACAGGUCAGAAUCAAUGGGGGCAGAACAGAGGAAAGAACUGCUUUCAUUAGAUGACUUGUUCAACCCAGAUGUCACAGGACUGUCCACAGCACCAAGGUGUAUUCUGAUUGAGGGUGAAGCCGGAGGGGGGAAGACAACGUUUCUGUCUAAAGAAGUCCUAGAUGCCGUCUCACAGAAAACAGAGCUGGGCAUUCAACAUGACGUCGUCCUGUUGAUAAGACUCCAGGAGGUGACAGAGGGGCAGACCAUACAGGAAAUGGUUUGGGACCAGUGUGUUCCAGAAACGACUAAAGGUAUUCAUAUACAGUCCAUCAGAGCACUCCUACAGAGGAACGAGUCCCGUGUGCUCUUCCUCCUAGAUGGGUAUGAUGAGCUGCGGCCUGAGGCCAGGGCAGCUGGGCAGGCCAUUCCCAAACUGCUGUCUGGCAAGUUGUACCCCAACAGCACGAUUGUGAUCACCUCCCGACCCUCAGCAGGAGUGCAGCAGUACACCCGGCCAGACUGUCAUGUGCACAUCAUGGGCUUCUCCCCUGAACAUAUGGUGAAAUAUGUGAGAAAGUAUUUCUUCAUCACAGAAAAUCCUGAGCUGUCCGAGGAGUUCAUCAGACAAUAUUUCACAGUCAUUGAUGACAAUGACAGUGAUACUGAUGAGGAUGAUGAUAGACUCAGUGAUAUAUCAGACUCAUCUAGACAAAGUCAUAAUGAGGAGGAAGUUGAGACAGAAAGUACAACGUCUGCUAUAAAUGUAGUUCUGAAAGAUAACAAACUCUUGAAUAACCUCAUCCAGACACCAAUGUUCCUGAUGUUGGUCUGUCUGCUGUGGGAGGAGGACCAAGAGAUGGUGUCUACUGGAACAAUGACGGGGCUGUACGACAACUUGCUGACAUGUCUGGUUAGAAAGUACUGUAAGCGGGAAGGAGUGGACAUGCCAACAGAAGGGCUGCCUAUAGAGGUUGCUGAGUCAUUACUGCAGUUCGGCAUGCUUGCGCUAGAGGCACUGCUGAGGAAUGAGACCCUGCUUAAUCUAACAGAAGUAGAGAAAGAAAAUGUGAACUGGAAGUUGUUGUUAAAGCUGGGUGUGGUGUCCUUGGAGGGUUCUUCCUCAAGAUUGCAUCCAAGGAAACAGCUGAAUUUUUCCCACAAGACCAUGCAAGAGUUCCUGGCCGGACGAUAUGUUGCUCAUGCUCUGUUGAACCAAGACAUUGUAGAGCUGCUAAAGCUUACCUCCAUAACCAAGGUGUUUGAAGUCAAUAACCUGCUUCAGUUCACGUGUGGCUGUGACUCACGGGCAGCACAAGCUGUGAUGGAGGAACUGAGCAAGAUCGGCAGCAGAGAGUUCUCACAUUUGAAACCAGAACAUUUUGAAAGGCUAGAUGUGCCAAUGGAUGGAGACAUACAAAGGUCCCGCAAAACCUAUAAAAGGUUUGCAUCCCUGUGCCUGACCAUCCUCUGUGAGAGGCAAGAACCAGAAGUGCUUCAGGGCAUCAAUCAAACCCUGCCGAUUGUCAUGCUGAACAGCUCCGUUAACAGUAGAGAAGCCACAGCUCUGAAGUAUUACAUACAAAAUCUUCAUUCAGCAAACCUGCCGGACAGGCUCAUACUUACGAUCAUUGAAGGCACUGACAGCAGAGACACAGUUCAGUACCUACAGCAGUGUUUUACAACUUCACUUCCUGGACUUAGAUUGGACUUGAAACUAUCAGGACAGUUUGACUCACCUAAUGAGACAGCCAGGCUGGUUUCAGUUCUGAAGAAUGUUCCUGGUCUGAGGGCGCUCGAUCUGUCUCACACAGACCUAACACCAUCAUCACUCCAGCCACUUGUGCAGGGGUUCAACCACAUGUCUCUGUUAGAGGAACUGAAUCUUAGCUGUAACCCUGGCCUUGGUGAUGCUGGGAUGGCAGUCCUACAGGUUGGGCUGUCCAGUGUUCCACACCUGGCUGUACUCCGUCUUGGAGGGUUAGCGUUGGGAGUCUCCAUGUCAGCUGUGGGCAUGUCAUCCCUGGCUCCCUACAUGCGCCACCUACUUGGACUGACAGAACUAGAUAUAAAUAAGAAUAAGAUCGGUGACACUGGGCUAGAAUCUCUCACCACUGUCCUCCCCAUCUUCACAGCCAUGCAGGUGUUGCUUCUGAGGAGCAUCAGUAUCAGCCCCACAGGCAUGCGCACACUGGUCCCUGCACUGUGUCAGCUAACCAAACUGAUCCAACUGGACAUUAGUGAAAAUGACAUAGGAGACCCUGGGCUGGAAUGCCUGGCUGCUAUCCUCCACCACCUCACAGCCAUGAAGGUGUUGGUUCUCGAGCGUACAGGUAUCAGUGACAGGGGAAUAUCAUCCCUGAUCAAAGCUCUGCCUCACCUGGUGCAAUUACAGGUGUUGGAUGUGUGGGACAAUAACAUAAGAGACUCAGGGAUUGUCUCACUGGUGCAAACACUCUGCCAGCCCAGCAGUAUGGAUAUAGAACAAAACCCACCUGGUAACAAGCUUAAGAGUCUGACCACAGCCCCUCACUAUAACACCACACUACAGAAGCUGGACAUUGGGGGGAAUAGGGGAGUAACAGGAGCCGGACUGGGGAGGGUCGCACAGCUCAUCAGCGCACUGCCAGCACUGACCAUGCUGGGCAUGUCUGGUUACUGGGACACACCUGCACACCUGUCUGACACUGCUGCCAUGGCUCUGGCCGAGGCUCUACCCAGACUCCCUGCCCUGGAGCGGCUGGACCUGGAGGACAUUUCCAUGGAGCCUGCAGGGUUCCAGGCUGUGGUGCAGGCUGCUGAGGAACACCCAGCACUAGAGGAGCUGCGCUACUCUAGGGAUGGAGUUCCUGAGGGAGCGGACACCACAGCCAGCUGCCUGGAUCUGACCUGAGUCCCCAACAUGCCGACCUGUUCUGUACAUUGUCUCACCUGAGGUGUGGCUGUCCUGACAGGUGCCCUCCAGUCUGGACCCCUG
This is a messenger RNA of Branchiostoma floridae (Florida lancelet), 3724 nucleotides long. RefSeq names its product NLR family CARD domain-containing protein 4-like. Lineage: Eukaryota; Metazoa; Chordata; Leptocardii; Amphioxiformes; Branchiostomatidae. The record is from RefSeq and is a predicted model, not a curated record. The transcript has 9 exons. Gene Ontology annotation, molecular function: protein binding. The coding region runs from base 134 to 3640 and encodes 1168 amino acids. Gene Ontology annotation, biological process: signal transduction.